CAUUGUUUGUUUUCUUGAUCUUAAUUGAAAUGGGAGACGAGGUCCAAACCCAAACCCAGCAAGAAGAAGAGAUCGUGCAUUCUAAACCUCCAACUAUUCCACUUCUCACUCCUUACAAGAUGGGAAAAUUUGAUCUUUCUCACAGAAUUGUUUUGGCACCAUUGACUAGACAGAGAUCUUAUGACAAUGUUCCUCAGCCACAUGCCAUAUUAUACUACACCCAGCGAACCACCAAAGGGGGUCUUCUCAUAUGUGAAGCCGCUGGAGUAUCCGACACUGCUCAAGGGUAUCCACGUACGCCAGGUAUUUGGACCAACGAACAAGUUGAAGCAUGGAAACCCAUUGUAAAUGCUGUGCAUGCCAAAGGAGGGGUUUUCUUUUGUCAGAUUUGGCAUUGUGGAAGGGUGUCAAAUACUGGUUUUCAGCCAAGUGGGCAAGCUCCAAUAUCUUCUACCAAUAAGCUCUUGCCUCCACAACCCUCAGCAAAUGGUAUUGAUUUUGAUACAUUCACACCUCCGAGGCGCCUUAGGACUGAAGAAAUCCCUUCUAUCAUCAAUGAUUUUAGGAUCGCUGCUAGGAAUGCUAUGGAAGCUGGAUUUGAUGGAGUAGAGCUCCACGGGGCUCAUGGCUACCUCAUUGAACAGUUUUUAUCAAUGUAG
Messenger RNA from Tripterygium wilfordii, 659 nucleotides. Its product is annotated as putative 12-oxophytodienoate reductase 11. The transcript is spliced from 5 exons. The coding region runs from base 30 to 659 and encodes 209 amino acids. Lineage: Eukaryota; Viridiplantae; Streptophyta; Magnoliopsida; Celastrales; Celastraceae. Gene Ontology annotation, molecular function: oxidoreductase activity; FMN binding. The record is from RefSeq and is a predicted model, not a curated record.